AUGCCAGGGCUGCCUCGGCCCCGCCCGUCGCGACUGGAAAGUAAAAAUCGCCCCGGAUCUUCUAUCUCCAGUAUCUCUACUGCUUCCACCUCAGGGUCUUCUGCUUCAACACCGCCUUCCAUGACAGACCUCGUGCCGCCAUCGAAGCGGCUGAUGGAGGAGGAGCGGCCGGUGGCAAAAAUUGGAUCCGAAUCGCAGGACUCUUGCAACUUGCAGGAUAUGGAGUUGAUGAUGAACUGGUGCACGAGGACAUAUAAAUCUAUGUCGCGGGAUGAGCCGGCCGAAGCACUCUGGCAGACGACUAUUCCUCAAAUAUCACUGCGUUUCCCCUCUCUUCGACAUGGGCUUUUGGCCCUAUCGGCUCUGCAGCUGGCUGGAGCAAAUCGAGCCCCACAACGCAAAUGGCGAUAUCUAGUUACAGCACGAGAGCAUCACGCGGAGGCGCUGAAAGGCAUCCAUCCAGAUGGGGAGGCAGAGCUGUCCCAAGCUCAGUGCAACGCCGCCUUCGCACUGUGCUGUGUAUUAUUGGUUUGGUCCUUUGGAUACUGCUUAAUUGAUGAUGGCAUGGAAGAGGACGGCAAGCCAGACGUAUUGGAUGAGUUUCUCGAAGUUUUCGAACUCACACGAUGGAUCGUGAGAGCCAUGAUGACGACGAUGGAGCGAGUUGCCGGUGGCGAGCUAUGGCCUCUUGUGCGACCUGCCACAUUGCGUCCAACCAUGCCAAAUAUGUCGCGAUUGGUAGUGCGAGCAAUGCAGCGGCAGAACGAUAUUGAAGCUUCACACAAUCCGGCCCAUGAGAGGGGCGUUUACGAAAACACCAUCGAACAUCUGAGCCACUGCCUGGAGCAGUUGAUGAACGGCGGUGAACCCAAGGACUUUGUUUUUUGCUGGACUUUUCGCAUCCCCGGUCGGUUUCAAGAUUUGGUCCGAGAGCGAGAGCCGUUUGCUUUGGUUGUGCUAGCCCACUACGCCGUCACCUUACACCAUCUGCGGGACACCUGGUGGAUGGGGAAUUGGGGAGCUCGAAUCCUCAACGAGAUCGUCGAUAUUCUGGGCACAGAGUGGCGCGAGCUGCUGAGCUGGCCUAUCGAUGCUACCGGCUGCUCAUUUCCAGGGCAAUAA
This is a messenger RNA of Penicillium manginii, 1122 nucleotides long. RefSeq lists its product as uncharacterized. NCBI's taxonomy places the organism in Eukaryota, Fungi, Ascomycota, Eurotiomycetes, Eurotiales, Aspergillaceae. Gene Ontology annotation, biological process: regulation of transcription by RNA polymerase II. The record is from RefSeq and is a predicted model, not a curated record. The transcript has a single exon. Gene Ontology annotation, molecular function: DNA-binding transcription activator activity, RNA polymerase II-specific. Bases 1 to 1122 code for a protein of 373 amino acids.